AACUUUGAUGAAAUAGUAAGUACAUUACAGAAGCAUUUAAAUCCUAAACCACUAGAAAUAGCCGAACGGUUUCGUUUUUAUAAGAGAAAUCAGCAAGAAGGGGAGAGAAUUUUAAGUUAUAUAGCUGAGUUAAAGAAAUUAACCACACAUUGCAAUUUUGGAAAUAACUUGGAAGAAACCUUGCGUGACAGAUUGGUGUGUGGAUUAAGUAAUCAGCAAAUUCAGAAACGUCCCCUUGCAGAGUCAAAAUUAAAAUUCUCCAAAGCUGUUGACAUAGCAGUUGCUAUGGAAACAGCCACUCGAGAUGCUACAGAGAUCCACAGCAAGGGUAGAGAAGAAAAACCUCUUGGUCUUGACAAACUGACACUGAACAGACCCUCGAAUAGAUCAGAUGGUGGUCCACCUUCCCCUGUAGUGUGUUAUCGAUGUGGAGCUAAUACCCAUGUUGCAACUGAGUGUAGAUUUAAGAAAGAAGUCUGUCACAAGUGUGGAAAGAGAGGUCAUAUUCAAAGAGCUUGCCGGGCACAACAAAGCCAGGGGCCCGGUAGACCCUCGCCCAGAUCAAGAUACCAGAAAUCGACCAAUGCCAUAGAGACCGAACCAGAUGAGUGUGAACACUUGUUGAAAAACCUAGAAGUUCAUAAUGUAAACAAAUCAAACAGUGAUGUCAUAUGGGUUGACGUGAAAGUUGAAAAUCAACCACUAUCCACGGAACUAAACACAGGAUCGGCCGUGUCCAUUUUGCCAUAUGACAUGUUCUUGGAAAGAUUUUGCGAUAAGAAGUUAGAGAAAACAACCACCGUACUAAAGACCUAUACUGGUGAAGUGAUUGUUCCAGUUGGUUGCCUUACCAUGCAAGUUGAAUACUUAGAUCAAUCAUGUCAAUUGCCAUUCCAUGUAGUCCAGACUAAGGGUCCAGUGUUAAUGGGUCGAGAUUGGCUUCACAAGCUUCGCCUCGACUGGAAAACCAUUAAGUUGUUGAAAUCCUCAGAUUUCAGCCAUAGAAACCCUGGCACGACUACACAAGAGAAGCUGAAAAACCUAUUGGAUACGUAUGCAGAGGUUUUUGAAGACAAGCUGGGAACUUUCAAAUCUGCCAAAGCAAGGAUAACCCUCAAAGAAGGUAGUCAACCACAGUUUCGCAAAGCUCGUCAGGUCCCAUAUUCCUUACGACCGAAAGUGGAGGAAGAACUGAAGAGACUUCAGAGCGAAGGUAUUUUGUCGAAAGUAGAGUGGAGUGAUUGGGCGACACCGAUUGUACCAGUGCCGAAACAAGAUGGUUCAGUCCGCAUUUGUGGUGACUUCAAAGGUGCUAUUAACCCAACACUACAAGCAGAACAGUAUCCUCUGCCUCGAAUCGAAGAUAUCUUUGCCCAUUUAGCUGGUGGGAAAAAGUUUUCCAAGAUCGACCUCCGCCAAGCUUAA
This is a messenger RNA of Paramuricea clavata, 1425 nucleotides long. The record is from the annotation of a GenBank genome assembly. NCBI's taxonomy places the organism in Eukaryota, Metazoa, Cnidaria, Anthozoa, Malacalcyonacea, Plexauridae.